Molecule: messenger RNA, 2113 nt
Organism: Oreochromis niloticus (Nile tilapia)
Lineage: Eukaryota; Metazoa; Chordata; Actinopteri; Cichliformes; Cichlidae
Product: SLAM family member 7
Exons: 6
Coding region: 246-1007 (253 amino acids)
Cellular component (GO): membrane
Source: RefSeq, a predicted model, not a curated record
ACAUCCACCAUCACAGCGUCACUGAGAUCCUCUGGGACUCUUUUACAAAAUUCCCCAUAAUGACUCUCGUGUUUUCUUCACCUCGCGGAGUUUUCCCAUUUUAGCGUGUAUAGCAGUCAGCAGGAGGAGGAGGAGUCUGCCAGCUGAAGCUUGUUUGCAGACUCUCGUGUUUCUUUGACGGACAGCUUGUGAGGAGACACAGCAGCAGGGAUAUUUGGUCAUGACCGUCUCCGUUUAACUCUGCGAUGGAGUCAAGUAUGAGAGUUAUUGUCCUUCUCGUUGUGAUGAGAUUUUCUGCUUCUGAGGAAGUGAAGAAGAACCUGACGGGCACUGUGGGAGGAAACAUCACUCUACCUGCACCUGUGCAGGAGGAAGGAUAUCUGUCAUAUGGAAGAACGAUUAUUGCUGAUGUGAAAGGCGGGAUAUUUGACUUAUCAGAGGACAUUUACAAGAACAGACUUCAGUGGGACAGAAACUCUGGACUCUUUACACUCACAGAGCUGCAGAGGAACGACUCAGGGAUUUAUACUGUCGACUCUAAAACAGGAAAAGUUUUCACAUCAUCAUAUAAGCUGACAGUGUACGACUCUGUACCGACUCCUGCAGUGAAGAAAGUGAGUGUGAGCUCUGAGAGCUGCUCCUUACUGUGUUUGGUGGACAGAGAGACCAAACUGCUGUGGUUUAAAGACGAGCAGAGACUGAACCAGAGCAGCUCUGCGCUCUCUCUGCCUCUCACUGUGCACAAACAGGACUUCAGCUGCUCUUACACAUGUGUGGCUGCAAACCCUGCAGAGAAUAAAACUCUUCCUGUCCAUGUGAGAACGACCUGUGGAGACACCAACAACGACACCAACAGCUCGACUGAUCCAAGAAACUAUAACAUCCUCAUUAUAAUCUUCUGUGUCCUGUUGGUUGUGAUCAUCAUACUUGCUGCUUUUGUCAUGAAGUCAAUGUAUCUUCACAAAGACAAGGAAGAAAAAAUACGAAAACUAUUACCAACAAUCUGAAUAUAGUAUCAGCUGGAGCCUUGUACAUGAUGCUCAGACUCUGGUGAUGAUGUUGGGUGAACAACAAAUCAGGUCAUCAGUCAGUUUCUACGCCUGUUAAAGUCGUGUUAUUAAGUCUGGAGCUGAUAUUGUUUUACCUGACAAAUUAUUGUGGGUCCUUUACAGGAGAAAACAUAAUACUGAUGUCAUUCAAGCAUAAUCUCUGGAAGAGAUUAUUGUUUGAACAGCAGCUAUUGUGGUGCUAAGAUAUUAUAAAGAUAUUAUGGUGCCUUUUUAUACACUGCUGUUAGCUCUGCAGCAUCGACUCAUGGUGGAAAUGUUUGUUUUUAAAGGAAAUGACAAAAAUCAGGCUGCAGAUGACAGUUAAUAAAAAUCAUUCUUUAUAACUCAUAGUUAUGAUCAAAUUUUAAUACAUUUUUAAAUACAUAUUAUUGCUGCUGAGGAAAAACAUACAAGCGUAGGUGUUCAUGUCUGCUGCUGUUUUUUUGUAUUUGCUCAAACUCGCUCAGUUUUGGGCCUUUUGAUUGAUUUGAAUCUGAACGUUUACGUACGAGACCAAAACCUGAUGUAAUCCCAGACGUGUUACUGUGGCCUGAAAAUCAAAGAGCAUCAGUAUUAUUAUUAUUAUCACAUGCUGGUCCAGCAAUGAGAAAAUCUUUAUCAUCCCACAUGAACAAUCACUGCAUUCAGUUUAGAUUUAACCCUCUGAGCUCCUCCUUUAGGAUAGUUUUCACCUUUGAACUGUUUUAUUUUGUAAUAUUCUUUUAAUUUUAUUGAGCCCAGUGUUUUCAUAUUUUGCCUCCUAUAAAACACUAAUUUCCUGACUUCUGGUAUAAAUUAAGUUCUUCUUGUUUCUGGUUCUUCUUUAUUAUAAUAUUUGCCCAUGUUCAAAUAUUUCUGCACUUUAAAACUCAGAUAUGUGUUUAGGAUGAAUUGUAGGAAUCAUGUUUAUCUCAUUUCUGUUAUUGAAACUGUCUGAAAGCUCAGUUAUUGAUCAAUAUGUUUACUUUCACAAUGUAAUGAUUUUACUUUUAUUUGAAGUUUAAAUUGAGACUGACAGCAAAGGUACCUGAGGAGCAUCAAAUAAACCAAGUUUUCUUUCAGUA